This is a messenger RNA of Camelina sativa (false flax), 1287 nucleotides long. NCBI's taxonomy places the organism in Eukaryota, Viridiplantae, Streptophyta, Magnoliopsida, Brassicales, Brassicaceae. The record is from RefSeq and is a predicted model, not a curated record.
UUGUAAACGCUAAUACGCGAGUAAGAGAGUAGUACUAUAUCGUUUCCAAUUUUAUCACUUCUUCGAUACUUCCCAAGUUCAGUGACAUGGCCACCGCUUCAAUCUUCGCCGCCGCCGUCACCGUCACCGUCACCGGCACCACAGACGUGACACCUCUGUUUAAUACGUCUUCCUUAAUCAUCGGAAAAUCAUUAUCUCCUUCUUCAAAAUCCGCCUCAACCAGAUCCUCAGUUUCGUUCUCCCGCAAAACCCUAACUCCAAUCCGGUACUCUUCCUCUCCCGCCGAUCACUCACCUACCGCCGCCGCAUCCGCCGUGGAAUCGAUCACGAAUCGAUCCAAAACCUCCUUGAAAUCUCGCCUCCGUGGUGGAGAAACUCUCUACGGCCUCUUUCUCCUCUCCUUCUCGCCGACUUUAGCCGAGAUCGCUGCUCACGCCGGUUACGAUUACGUCGUCGUUGACAUGGAACACGGUCCCGGAGGUAUACCGGAAGCGUUAGAGUGCAUCCGAGCUCUCAACGCCGCCGGAACCUCCGCCAUUCUCCGGUUACCUGAAAACUCGGCAACCUGGGCUAAGAAAGCCUUAGAUCUAGGUCCACAAGGGAUCAUGUUCCCGAUGAUCGAAUCUCGCAAAGACGCGACCAAAGCGGUGUCGUAUUGCCGGUUUCCACCCGACGGCAUCCGAGGAUCGGCGCACACGGUGGUGCGAGCUUCGAACUACGGAAUCGACGAAGGGUAUUUAAGUAAUUACGCAGAAGAGAUUCUGAUCAUGUGUCAGGUGGAAUCAGGCGAAGGAGUGAAGAAAGCUGAUGAGAUCGCAGCCGUUGAUGGCGUUGACUGCGUGCAAAUGGGACCGUUGGAUCUUAGCGCGAGUUUGGGGUAUCUGUGGGAUCCGGGGCAUAAGAAAGUGAGAGAGAUGAUGAGGAGAGCUGAGAAGUCUGUGCUGGCCUCGGAUCCUGCGAAAGGCGGGGCUUACUUGUCCGGUUUCGCGAUGCCGCACGACGGAGCUGUUGAGAUUCGUGGACGUGGCUACCAAAUGGUCGCCGGAGCUGUUGAUGUUGGGUUGUUUAGGAACGCAGCUGUUGAAGACGUGAGGAGGUUCAAGAUGGGUUUGGUCGAUGAAUCGGACGGUGAGGAUUCGUUGGAACAUGGUAAAGAUGUUGAUGAUGAGAAGUACUGGAGCGAAUAAAACAAAAAAUUGCUAAUUUCCUUUUGAAUGUUUGUUUGUGUUGGCUUUUUAAAGCUUUCCUUCCUUUGAAUUUUUCAUAAAAGAUUUACAAUCAAUGCCA